CCCAUUUAAGCUCAGUGACCUAUAUGUAGGACACUGGUUUAUAGGCAUUGGUAUCGGAUCAAUUUAUAGAAUUAUUUUCCCCAAUCUGUUCUUAUCUACUAUGUGACAGUGUUUUUAUUAUAUAAAAAUUAUUUGAUUCAAUAGAACUGAUGGCUUUCAUACAAAAUCAUUACAUUUUACAACAGUGUAUUUUUCAGUCACCAUGGCGUCAUUUUCAAAACGACUAACUGUUCACGAAGUAACCGAAUUAUUAGAACAAGGGGAUAUCGAUGAUAUUUUUGACGAUGUUACUGACAUAUUUAUGGAGCCACCCGUAAAUGCAAAUAAUGAUAUCACUGAUGAAGACAGCGAUGAUGGUGGACCGAUAGGUGAUAUAAACCGCAUGCCGGCUAGCUUACUAAAUGCACAUAUAGUUAUACACGAUUCUGAUACAGAGAACACAGAAGUAGCAAACAAACAUAAAGUAAGUGGUAAUACAGUACAAAAGAAAAUAAAACAAAAAAUUGCUCAUCGACCAAGAAAUAAAAUAAAAAAAACAAACCAAGAUGCUCAACAAACUGUAUUAUGGCGUGAGGGAGAUCUAGAAACUCCAAAUAUUUUUGUUGAUGAUCAAAAAACAAAUUUAUUUUACAGUCCGUUACAACCCUAUGAACUGUUUGAGCUAUUUUUCGACCAACAAGUGUUGGAAAUGAUUGUUGAUUAUUCAAAUAGUUAUACAUCUAAUAAAAACCAAACACUUCAAAUUGAUGUAAACGAGCUGAAGUGUUUUUUAGGUAUCUUGUUGUUAUCAGGUUAUAAUGAAGUAUCACGAAGACGUAUGUACUGGGAAAAAUCACCAGAUACAUAUAACAACUUGGUUUCUAUUCGUGGUAAAAAAUGGUAUUCGUGUAUAGUAUUAUACUCUAUUGAUGUGGCUGUGCAGAAUGCUUGGCAGUUACAUAAACUCCAUACUGAAAAACCAAUGGACCUUUUGGCUUUUCGUAGGCACAUUGCGACCUAUUAUCUACAAAAAUUCAAUAAAGUACCAAAUCCUGGUCGAAAAGGAGGAAAACCGUCUAGUUAUAUUCCUCGAUAUGAUGGUGUAAUGCAUUACUUAGUUCCACAAGAAAAACAAACUAGAUGCGCAGAAUGUCAUCAAAAAACUACUUCAAGGUGUAACAAAUGUGAUGUGGGAUUGCAUUUGAAGUGCAACAUACAGUUUCACACAUUAAAAUAAUUAAUAUUUUCCAAAUAGUUUAACAAGUUAUUAAGUUAUUAUUAAUUUUAUAAAUAGACAAUUGUAAUAUAGUCGUUUUAUUAUAAUUAAUAUAGUGUCGAAUUUUGUUUUGUAUAUCACACCUUAUUUUCCCACUGUCCUUCAUAUAGGACACCUAUUA
Molecule: messenger RNA, 1376 nt
Organism: Daktulosphaira vitifoliae (grape phylloxera)
Lineage: Eukaryota; Metazoa; Arthropoda; Insecta; Hemiptera; Phylloxeridae
Product: piggyBac transposable element-derived protein 3-like
Exons: 2
Coding region: 203-1216 (337 amino acids)
Molecular function (GO): sequence-specific DNA binding
Source: RefSeq, a predicted model, not a curated record